This is a messenger RNA of Trichechus manatus latirostris (Florida manatee), 694 nucleotides long. It is a transcript of the gene ZNF593, whose product is annotated as zinc finger protein 593. Bases 58 to 462 code for a protein of 134 amino acids. The transcript has 3 exons. The record is from RefSeq and is a predicted model, not a curated record. Lineage: Eukaryota; Metazoa; Chordata; Mammalia; Sirenia; Trichechidae. Gene Ontology annotation, molecular function: zinc ion binding; nucleic acid binding.
GCCCACACGUGUGGUAUCAACCCUGCUCCGGGACCCCUGGCCUAGGUGCUACAGGCCAUGGGUCGCUCCCGCCGGACCGGCGCGCACCGAGCACACUCCCUGGCCCGCCAGAUGAAGGCCAAGCGGCGGCGGCCCGACCUGGAUGAGAUUCACCGCGAGCUACGGUCGCAGGGUCCCGCACGGCCCCGGCCCGACCCGGAGGCCGAGCCGGACCCCGACCUGCCAGGGGGAGGCCUGCAUCGCUGUCUGGCUUGCGGGAGGUACUUCAUCGAUUCCGCCAACCUGAGGACCCACUUUCGAUCCAAAGACCACAAGAAAAGGCUGAAGCAGCUGAGCGUGGAGCCCUACAGUCAGGAAGAGGCAGAGAGGGCAGCGGGCAUGGGCUCCUAUGUGUCCCCCCAGCGGCUGCCGGUGCCCACAGAGGUGUCCACUGACAUCCCAGAGAUGGACACGUCUCCCUGAGGAUACAGAGCAGAGUAGCUGCCCAUGGACAGUGAUGCAAGGGCUAGGCCGGGACUGUACCAACAGCUUGUGGCCCUGGGUUUGGGGAGUGGAUGGACUUUUCUCGGUGCCUACCCCCAAUAAAGGAACUGGAGAAAGAGGGGAUUGCCUCUGACUCCUUCACUUUCAGGCCAGGGCUCCCACCUUCCUUCAGACUCCUGCCCUGUAAGCGUUUCCCUACUCCUGUAUGCAG